Messenger RNA from Drepanopeziza brunnea f. sp. 'multigermtubi' MB_m1, 693 nucleotides. RefSeq lists its product as uncharacterized. NCBI's taxonomy places the organism in Eukaryota, Fungi, Ascomycota, Leotiomycetes, Helotiales, Drepanopezizaceae. Gene Ontology annotation, molecular function: riboflavin synthase activity. Gene Ontology annotation, biological process: riboflavin biosynthetic process. The record is from RefSeq and is a predicted model, not a curated record.
AUGUUUACAGGAAUCGUAGAAAUCAUCGGAGUUGUGUCCGAACUCAACCCUCAAUCCGAGGAUGGCGGCACCACGCUCACAAUCUCCAACGCCUCCGAGAUCCUAUCCGACUGCCACCUCGGCGACAGCAUCAGCGUCAACGGCACCUGUCUCACCGUCACCGCCUUUGACAAUUCCACGUUCAAGGUUGGCGUCGCCCCCGAGACCCUGCGCCGUACAAAUCUCGGCUCCCUCAAACAGAAUAGCAAUGUCAACCUCGAGCGGGCCGUAUCAGCCAGCACGCGCAUGGGCGGACAUUUCGUGCAGGGACACGUGGAUACCGUCGGCACGAUACUGAAGGUUGAGCCGGAUGGAAAUGCCCUGACGUUCAGGUUCCAGCCGAGGGAUAAGAGCGUGCUGAGGUACGUGGUGGAGAAGGGCUACGUGACGCUGGAUGGGGCGAGCUUGACGGUCACGAAGGUCGAUGAUGAGGAGGGCUGGUGGGAGGUGAUGUUGAUUGCUUAUACCCAGGAGAAGGUUGUUACGGCGAGCAAGAAGGUGGGCGAGGAGGUUAACGUGGAGGUCGAUCAGAUUGGGAAGUACGUAGAGAAGGCUGUGGAGGGCUAUUUCUCCAACGGGAGCAGUGGGGAGCCGGCCAUUCUCCAGAAGAUGGUUGAGAGGAUUGUUGAUGCGAGGUUAAAUUCAGCGAGGUAA